Molecule: messenger RNA, 719 nt
Organism: Terrapene triunguis (Three-toed box turtle)
Lineage: Eukaryota; Metazoa; Chordata; Testudines; Emydidae
Product: glucose-6-phosphate exchanger SLC37A2-like
Exons: 6
Biological process (GO): glucose-6-phosphate transport; phosphate ion transmembrane transport
Cellular component (GO): endoplasmic reticulum membrane
Molecular function (GO): glucose 6-phosphate:phosphate antiporter activity
Source: RefSeq, a predicted model, not a curated record
UUUCUCCUCUUUGCUUCCAGCUAUUCCUGUACAAUCACGUUGGCCAGAAUGGAAUAGGCAGUUCAGUAGCUAUGCUAAUUAUAUGUGGUGCCCUGGUGAAUGGGCCUUAUGCUCUCAUUACGACAGCGGUUUCAGCUGACUUGGGAACUCACGAGUGUCUCAAAGGAAAUGCAAAAGCCCUGUCCACUGUUACAGCCAUAAUUGAUGGGACUGGAUCUAUAGGUGCUGCUCUGGGCCCCCUGCUGGCAGGGCUGAUCUCUCCCACUGGCUGGAACAAUGUCUUCUACAUGCUAAUAACAGCCGACAUCUUGGCAUGCCUGUUCCUUUCCCGGGUGGUGUAUAAAGAGAUUCAAGGAUGGUGUGGCUGCUACACGAGAAAAAGAGGAUUUAAAGAAUUUUGACCUGACUCCCUGUGACCAGAGGCAGCGGAGUGCAACAGUGACGGGCUUUGCUGGCAGACCCCACCUUUGGAUGCUCUGUUUAAAGUGGGAGGAAUUUAUGGAGGCAAAAUGAACUGGGAAGAUGAGUAGUUCUCUAAAACCCAACCACCACGGACUCUAAUCAUUGGCAGCAGCUUUAUCCAGGGCGAUGGUGCAGAGAAGCUGGUGUAUUCUGGCCCAUGACUGUCUUGUGAGGCAUAACUGGGGCCUCUGUCUCUUACCCACUGCCUCUGCUCCUCUUCCAUUAUUCCUUUUAUUAUUAAAAUGGUGCUAAACCUG